Molecule: messenger RNA, 4095 nt
Organism: Microcebus murinus (gray mouse lemur)
Lineage: Eukaryota; Metazoa; Chordata; Mammalia; Primates; Cheirogaleidae
Gene: HOXA13
Product: homeobox A13
Biological process (GO): regulation of DNA-templated transcription
Molecular function (GO): DNA-binding transcription factor activity, RNA polymerase II-specific; DNA binding
Source: RefSeq, a predicted model, not a curated record
AUAUGCUCAGUGCCUUGAGCUUACUGAGCCUGUAAGCUGGGACCAGAGGGCAGGUCGAAGCCUGGCUGCUCACCAGUCCGCCUGGGGUGGAAGGGAAUCCAGCACUUCCCAGCUCUGAUGUUUCCGUAAUGCACCCACUUUCACUUUGAAUGCUUGUUCCCCUUCUAGGCAGCGGACCAGCUCACAAUAGCAAAAUCAGAAGUGGGAGUAUGUCGCCCCAAAGCAAGAAGACCCCCAGAAUCCCUCACCAAAACAUGGCCACUGCAAGAGGGGGUCACUGCUUGGCUCUUCCAGCACCAACGCACCACCAUGUUCCCAAAAAGGGUCGCAUUUCCUAGGCACAGAGGAGAGGCUUCUUGGCUGGUUCUUGGGCAAAGACUGGCCAACCUCUGCAAGCUGGAAGUCCUACUUGGGGGGAAGUCAGGAAGUAGCCCCAAAGAGUCCCUUUCUCUUGUCCCGAAACGGAGUAAAAUAGUGGGUUCCCAGGUGCGUUGAGUCAGAUCCCGUCCAUGCUCUAUGAAGCCGAGGGUACUAGGCCCCAGAAGAGGGGCUCCAGUCCUAGCCAGCAGCUCAGCUGGAGCCUGUUCCUUGCAAGCUCCUUCCAGGAUGAGCCAGCCAGACUGUCGAUGUGGGAGCAUGAGUGAAUGGUGCGCAAAGAUCGCUGUCUCCAUCUCAAAGUCUCUGGAGGAGGAAGAGUUGUUACGGGGGUCUGGCUGCAGAAAGACGCGUGGGUUCCUGGAAAGAAGACAGCCCCAGCGGCCCCCCAAAACGCUCAUCCUGAGCCAGGCUGGUCCCGUCCUCGCCACUCUACCAUCUCUGGCCGCCAGCAGAUUUCCCUGACCUGUCCCCGCCGCCUCAGGUCGCAACCCCACCGCGCACCCACCUCCCCUCCCCGCCUCGAUGCGCUGAUCUGGGCUCCGCUGGGAUAAGCGCCACUGGGGUCUUCUCCAUGCGGCUCGGGCUAUGACAGCCUCCGUGCUCCUCCACCCCCGCUGGAUCGAGCCCACCGUCAUGUUUCUCUACGACAACGGCGGCGGCCUGGUGGCCGACGAGCUCAACAAGAACAUGGAAGGGGCGGCGGCGGCGGCGGCGGCGGCGGCAGCGGCGGCAGCGGCCGGGGCCGGGGUUCCCCACCCGGCGCCGCGCGGCGGGGGCAACUUUUCCGUGGCGGCGGCCCGCUGCGGCGGCGGCGGCCCGGCCAACCAGUGCCGCAACCUGAUGGCGCACCCGGCGCCCUGGCGCCCGGCGCCGGCGGCCGCCUACAGCAGCGCGGCCGGAGGCGCCCCCGUCGGGCGCCGCGUGCCGCGCCGCGCAGCCGCCGCCGCCGCCGCUGCCGCGUCGUCCUCGGGAGGGCCGGGCCCGGCUGGCCCGGCGGGCGCUGAGGCCGCCAAGCAAUGCAGCCCGUGCUCGGCAGCGGCGCAGAGCUCGUCGGGGCCCGCAGCGCUGCCCUAUGGCUAUUUUGGCAGCGGCUACUACCCGUGCGCCCGCAUGGGCCCGCACCCCAACGCCAUCAAGUCGUGCGCGCAGCCCGCCUCGGCCGCCGCCGCCGCCUUCGCGGACAAGUACAUGGAUACCGCCGGCCCCGCGGCCGAGGAGUUCAGCUCCCGCGCUAAGGAGUUCGCCUUCUACCAGGGCUACGCAACCGGGCCUUACCACCACCAUCAGCCCGUGCCUGGCUACCUGGAUAUGCCGGUGGUGCCGGGCCUCGGGGGCCCCGGCGAGUCGCGCCACGAGCCCCUGGGUCUUCCCAUGGAAAGCUACCAGCCCUGGGCGCUGCCCAAUGGCUGGAACGGCCAAAUGUACUGCCCCAAAGAGCAGGCGCAGCCUCCCCACCUCUGGAAGUCCACUCUGCCCGACGUGGUCUCCCAUCCCUCGGAUGCCAGCUCCUAUAGGAGGGGGAGAAAGAAGCGUGUGCCUUACACCAAGGUGCAAUUAAAAGAACUGGAACGGGAAUACGCCACGAACAAAUUCAUUACCAAGGACAAACGGAGGAGGAUAUCAGCCACCACGAACCUCUCCGAGCGGCAGGUCACAAUCUGGUUCCAAAACAGGAGGGUUAAAGAGAAAAAAGUCAUCAACAAACUGAAGACCACUAGUUAAUGGAUUAAAAAAUGGAGCAAGAAGGCAACUUGAAGAAAUGCUUCAGAACUCGUUGCUUUGCUCAGAUUAUGAUAAUAAUGUUUAAUAAUAAUUGAAGAAUGGGAAAGAUAAAGAGAGAUACUGACAUUUUGCUCUCCUUGGGGAGAUCUCUUUCUCUUUAGUGGAAUCUACAACUGUUUUAAAACUCUAUGAAACCGUAAAGACUGCCAACUCUCCCACCAACCCCACCAGCCCUUAAGUGACAAACUCUAGUCAAACGUCAACCCCUAAAUACGCAAUUUCAGAUAAGUUACGCAGUUACUGAAAUCUUGUAAGUAUUUAUGUGACUGUUAUAUUUUAGGACACUGUGUUAGGUGGUAAUAACCUAAAAGUUGGUUACAAAAGCAAGAGGUGGUUGUAAACAUCUGCUUGUCCUUAGGUUGCCAUUCCCUUUGCAUGUUAAGUGCCUGCUCAGGUAAAUCUUAGUGAAAUUCCUACCAUUGUUGUAUGUCCUGCAAAAUGUUUUAUGUAUAGAUUUAGAGGGGAAAUGAGAAGGUACUGAAAUAAUGAUUUUGGACUAUUUGCUAUGAAGGAAGAAAGGGAGAGAAAGCUCUUCCGAGGAUCAUUUGUCUUGGUAGUAAAAACAAACAUCUGAACCUAUGAGGCUACAAGGGAACUGGGGUUGUUAAUGUUCUUCUGAGAAUAAUUUUUAAUUGCUUAUAACAAGCAUAUUUUGUGGCAUUUUGACUCUAUUUAAUGCCCCAUAUCAGUUAUUUUCCAAAGGAUUUGGUAUCUUUUUACAAAUGUUUAAAUCAUCACAUGAUCCACAGGGUUCACUUUAUGUCAGAUCUAACCCAGGGAGUCCCACCUCAAUGUGGACUUUGGUUUAAACACAAUUAUUAUUUUUUUCAUUUAAAUUGGCAUUCCCCAAUAUUUGCUAACCAAUUUUAUUGGAGAUAUCAUUUUCCUUUAUUUUUUAUAAAACUCCAUGAACAUCUAUUCCCUCGAAACAUUUAGAUAUCGGACAUUCUUUAUUUUGAUCUAUUAAGGGAUUAGUAUUUUUCCUUGUUUAUUGUGUUAUCAGACUGCAUUAGAAAGAUUAGGGAUUCACUUCUCAGCACAUUUUUAAUCAAGCAGUUAUUUCAACCAGCACAUUCGUUUUGUUCCUAUUCACUAUAAAAUGAUAUCUUGUAAAUAAAGACAUUCGGCACACUGUGAAAAUGUAUUUGUGCACCUACUUUUAAAAUAUUUCUACUAAAAAUGAAAAAAAUUUAAACCUGUAGAUAGUGAUAUUGGUAUUAAUUCUGUUAAUAAAAUAGUCACAGCCAUUAAAAUCUGAAAGAAAUACUCAUUACUUUCCUAUGCUAAACAUGCACUGCACAGAAAGAAAAGGAGCAGGUUUGUCUUAUAUAAACCAAGGACCAUUCUUUUCUAUUACAGCUUUUUUUUUUUUUUUUUGGUACAAAAAUUUUAAUUAAGGGAGAAAUCCCUCAUAACUGAAAUCCUUUAAAUGAUAAGGGCUUCAAGGAGAUUAAAGUGUCAGACAUUCUGAAAGGGAGAAAAAAGAAAGGAGGAAGAGAUAGUAUAAAUUCCCAGGCUCCCUGUGGAAAAUGAAAACCAGUUGUUUUGUAUCAGCAAUGCCUAGGCUGCCGUAUUUUAAAAUCUGCUGUUGGGUCUGCAUGUGUCUGAGAGGGCAGGUUUUGAUAUUUGUUGAAAUGACAGGACUACGAAAGGCCUUAAACCUUGACCUUGACGAAAAAAGACAAUUUGUGACCUUGACUUUUGACAGCUCAUGAAUUGGCCUGGGCUGGAUUAGUAGAUCAAGGGCGCCACCUCGCGUUGACAAGCCUCCUUGUAAUUCUUCCACUUCAAGAGAAUCAAGAGCUCUUUCCUCCUUGACUUAUUUUACAGAUUUAAUACUAAUUUCUUUGGCUCCAGAUAGAGCAAAUUUGAAUAUAUGUAAAUUAUACAUGUGCCUGUAUAUAUGUGAAUAUAUAUCAUAUUUGUAUACAUGUA